UCAAAAUGGCGGAGCGGGGCGGGCGAGGUACCAGCAGCGGCAGUGACAGCAGCCUGGACAAGAGCAUCACUCUCCCGCCUGACGAGAUCUUCCGCAACCUGGAGAACGCCAAGUGCUUCGCCAUAGACAUCGGUGGGUCGUUAACCAAGUUGGCUUAUUAUUCAACUGUGCAGCAUAAAGUAGCAAGAGUGAGAUCUUUUGAUCAUUCUGGAAAGGACAUAGAACAUGAAUCUCCAUAUGAAAUUACAGUUCAAGAGGAAAUCACGGCUCGACUGCACUUCAUUAAAUUUGAGAACACUUACAUUGAAACCUGCUUAGAUUUCAUUAAAGACCAUCUUGUCAACACAGAAACUAAAGUGCUCAAAGCCACAGGGGGUGGUGCCUACAAAUUCAAAGAUCUCAUUGAGAAGAAACUAGGACUGAAGGUGGAUAAAGAAGAUGUAAUGACUUGCCUAAUUAAAGGGUGUAACUUUGUGUUAAAAAAUAUACCCCAUGAGGUGUUUGCAUACCAGAAAGAUUCAGAUACGGAAUUCCGAUUUCAGACAAAUCAUCCAAAUAUUUUCCCUUAUUUGCUAGUCAAUAUUGGCUCUGGGGUUUCUAUAGUGAAGGUGGAAACAGAGGACAAAUUUGAAUGGAUUGGAGGGAGUUCAAUCGGAGGGGGAACCUUCUGGGGUCUAGGAGCUUUACUCACAAAAACAAAGAAAUUUGAUGAAUUGCUGCAGCUUGCUUCAAAGGGACAGCAUACAAAUGUUGACAUGCUGGUGAAAGAUGUGUAUGGUGGGGCCUACCAGACACUGGGGUUAAGUGGAAAUCUAAUAGCCAGCAGCUUUGGGAAAUCUGCCACAGCAGAUAAAGAAUUUUCUAAAGAUGAUAUGGCAAAGAGUUUACUGCACAUGAUCAGUAAUGACAUUGGACAGCUUGCCUGCCUCUAUGCGAAACUCCAUAACCUACACAAAAUUUACUUCGGAGGAUUCUUUAUUCGGGGUCACCCAGUCACUAUGCGCACAAUCACCUACAGUAUUAACUUCUUCUCCAAGGGAGAGGUUCAGGCAUUGUUCCUGAGACAUGAAGGCUACCUGGGAGCCAUUGGGGCAUUUUUAAAAGGAGCUGAACAAGACAAUCCCAACCAGUACAGUUGGGGAGAGAAUUAUGCUGGGAGUUCUGGCCUUAUGAGCACUUCACCCGAUCUCUGCCCCAUGCAACGUGCAAGGAGUGGAACGUUUGACAUGUUCGAAAUGGAUCGGUUGGAGCGACCGCUUGUUAACCUACCCUUGCUAAAGGACCCAUCCACAUACAUCCCUGACACUGUUGACCUCACUGAUGAUGCCAUGGCCAGGAAAUACUGGCUCACUUGCUUUGAGGAGGCUUUGGAUGGGGUAGUGAAUCGUGCUAUGGUCAGUCAGCCAGACUCUAUGGAUGCAGCUGAGCGAGCCGAAAAGUUCCGACAGAAGUAUUGGAAUAAGCUUCAGACACUCAGACAGCAGCCUUUUGCCUACGGCACCUUAACAGUUAGAAGUUUGUUGGAUACGAGGGAACACUGUCUAAAUGAAUUCAACUUUCCAGACCCCUAUUCAAAGGUAAAGCAGAAAGAAAAUGGCAUAGCGUUAAAAUGUUUUCCAAGCGUAAUCGAAUCUUUGGAUUCAUUAGGCUGGGAGGAGAGGCAGUUUGCUCUGGUGAAAGGACUUCUUGCGGGGAAUGUCUUUGACUGGGGAGCAAAAGCAGUCUCAGACGUUCUGGAAUCUGAGCCACAAUUUGGAUUUGAAGAAGCCAAGGAAAAAUUGCAAGAGCGCCCGUGGCUAGAAGAUUCCUACAGUGAGUGGAUACAACGACUAAAGGAAGGUCCCCCUCAUAAAUGUGCCUUAAUUUUCGCAGAUAACAGUGGAAUAGACAUCAUUUUAGGAGUCUUCCCCUUUGUCAGAGAGCUACUCUCUAGAGGUACAGAGGUUAUAUUGGCUUGUAACUCUGGCCCUGCACUAAACGAUGUUACCUACAGUGAAUCCUUGAUUGUCGCUGAGCGGAUAGCAGCAAUGGAUCCCAUUAUACAAUCUGCGCUGACGGAAGAGAGGUUGCUGUUGGUACAAACAGGCUCCAGUUCCCCAUGUUUAGAUCUGAGCCGGCUGGACAAAGGCCUGGCCCUGCUGGUCAGGGAGCGGAGGACUGACUUGGUUAUAAUCGAAGGGAUGGGCCGCGCUAUCCAUACGAAUUACUAUGCAGCUCUGCAGUGCGAGAGCCUCAAACUUGCAGUCAUCAAAAACUCAUGGUUGGCUGAUCGGCUGGGCGGGAAAAUCUUCAGUGUCAUCUUUAAGUAUGAAGUGCCACGCAAGUGACCGGGGUGGAGGCCUGAAGUGUGGCAGCAAUGGACUUGCACUAGUUUUACUUUAAUUGUAAAGAAUGUAUUUUUAUUACGACAGGGAAAAUGAGUUCACAUGAAAUUCCAUAUUUAUACUGUGCUUUGUGACUUAAAGCAACAAUAUUCAUUAUAUAAAAAAUACACCCAAAAUAUAUAUGUAUAUCACUCACUGUUUAUUUUGGUAAGUGUUUAUUUUAAUGCUGCAGUAUUUGUGAUGGAAAGACUUUAUUUUUUUGUUCUGUGAGACAUUCAUAUAGAAAUAUAUUUAAAUGUCAAUGAACUCUUUUUAUAUAUCUCUGCUUACUAUGCCAGCAGUGACUUGGCACAUACCAAAUAGAGUUUUUAAAGUGCUGAAA
Molecule: messenger RNA, 2706 nt
Organism: Chelonia mydas (Green sea turtle)
Lineage: Eukaryota; Metazoa; Chordata; Testudines; Cheloniidae
Gene: PANK4
Product: pantothenate kinase 4 (inactive)
Exons: 19
Coding region: 6-2327 (773 amino acids)
Biological process (GO): coenzyme A biosynthetic process
Cellular component (GO): nucleus; cytosol
Molecular function (GO): ATP binding; pantothenate kinase activity
Source: RefSeq, a predicted model, not a curated record